Phascolarctos cinereus (koala) is the source of this 1397-nucleotide messenger RNA. The record is from RefSeq and is a predicted model, not a curated record. NCBI's taxonomy places the organism in Eukaryota, Metazoa, Chordata, Mammalia, Diprotodontia, Phascolarctidae.
UCAUCUGUCAAGUUAGCUGUAGAAGGAAAUGGCAAACCACUCCAGUGCCCCUGCCAAGAAAACCCCUGAUGGGGUCACGGAGUCAGACGUGACGACCACAAGGACAAAGAUGAAAACACAAGAUAGUGUGUGAUGAACAACAAAACUUUAAGAUCAAGGCCCCGGUGCCUGGAUCUUACUGACCACACUCCUACCUCGGCGCUUUAGAACCUCUGUUUGAACCGCCUCUGGUAGAGUCCCUUAAAUAAUCCCUGCCCCCCCCCCCAGUGGUGGCGAAUUGCAGCUUGACCCCCAGCCGGGAUGACUCUUUUGAGAUGCAGAUAGCCGUUGGAUUGAAUGGAAGCUGUGGAGUUUGCCUUUAACAUGCAAAUGGUGGAGCCUAUUCUAAUGGAAUUUCUGGGCCGCCAACUUUCUGCCACUGUCGAAUUAGGGACUUAAAACUCAGAAUCCUUUGAUUGUGUGAAGUCUGAAUAGUUUUAAUAAGAAGUCAGAGGGGUGCAGGAAGGGGAUGCCGGGUGGUUGGGUGGAAAGGGGAAGGAAGAGGAGUCUGGAAUGCCUUUUUCAGAAACAGCUAUAACAGCUAUCUGGAGACCGGAGGAGGAGGAGGAAAGUGGCUGGCUUAGGUCGGUGGAUGGAACAUAAUCACUGCUUUGCCUCUUGCUUGUCCAGGCACACUCUCAUGUCUCCCUUUGUGGGUGGUUCAUCGUCCAGACGAUUCUUCCGAGGGGAGAGCCCAGCAGACUCUCAAAAGGAUAUGCUUGAAAUCCCCUUACCCCCCUGGGAGGAGCGAACAGAUGAGCCGAUUGAAACCAAGAGGGCUCGCCUGCUCUACGAGAGCAGGAAGCGAGGCAUGCUAGAGAACUGUAUCCUGCUCAGCCUCUUUGCCAAGGAGAAUCUACACCAAAUGACGGAGAGGCAGCUGAACCUCUAUGAUCGACUGAUCAAUGAGCCCAGCAAUGAUUGGGAUAUCUACUACUGGGCGACAGCUCCCAGAACAGACACAGUAGCCCCGGGCUUUGAUCUGCCCCUACCGCGUUACAUACGUGUGCACCGAAGACAUAGAUGGUGUCAUCAUACAGAAGCAAAGCCAGCCCCCGAGAUCUUUGAAAACGAUGUCAUGGCGAUGCUGAGAGACUUUGCCAAGAACAAGAAUAAGGAGCGGAGGUUGCGGGCCCCAGAUCUCGAGUACCUCUUUGAGAAACCAAGCUGAGCUUUAUCCUGACCUGGCCCAAGGGCAGCCCUACAAGGACAAACAUUAGACCCUGGUCACGGCUGCAGUGCUCAGGGAAAUCCUUACCUGCUGCUUCCCGCCACCAAGCCGGGCUGUGGCAGGCCCCAUGUCCCAAAGUAGGGCCCUCACUCACACCGCUUCUCAUAAAAGGGCUCCUUGUAUCUCA